AUGGCCCAACCCUAUGAACAACAAAGUUUAUUAAAUUCAAACAAAAACAAUUUAAAUAACGAAACUAUUUAUAGAGAUCAUACAAAUUAUAAUAGUAAUGAUUCCUCAAAAAUAAUAAAAGCAAUUCAAGAUAAUAAAUUUUUAAAUACAUUUGAUAAAUAUUUAUCAAAAUUAUUAAUAUCAAGUUUAAAAAUAUAA
Molecule: messenger RNA, 198 nt
Organism: Dictyostelium discoideum AX4
Lineage: Eukaryota; Evosea; Eumycetozoa; Dictyosteliales; Dictyosteliaceae
Exons: 1
Coding region: 1-198 (65 amino acids)
Source: RefSeq, a predicted model, not a curated record